Hippocampus comes (tiger tail seahorse) is the source of this 1080-nucleotide messenger RNA. It is a transcript of the gene ca4c, whose product is annotated as carbonic anhydrase IV c. Gene Ontology annotation, molecular function: zinc ion binding; carbonate dehydratase activity. The record is from RefSeq and is a predicted model, not a curated record. Gene Ontology annotation, cellular component: plasma membrane. The transcript has 8 exons. The coding region runs from base 165 to 1079 and encodes 304 amino acids. NCBI's taxonomy places the organism in Eukaryota, Metazoa, Chordata, Actinopteri, Syngnathiformes, Syngnathidae.
ACUCACACGUUCGAAGCAGACAAAGACAGCAGUGUACUCACCGAGCCGGCGGAGGCGAGACGGCAAGACCCGCCCGGCUCCGCCCACAAGGGCAGCGGGCAGCACCUGAAAAGCGACGGCGUGAGAAGAGUCGCCGUCACCCGGUGCCUGCGUCGGAGUCCGUCAUGAACCUUCUCCCGUGGGCCUUGCUCGCUUUCGCUCCUCUCUUCUCGCCAUGCGCAGGCGGCUGGUGUUACGAGAACCAGGCCUCCUGCGACGCCGCGUGCCGAGACCCGAGCGGGUGGUCUUCGGCCUUCCCUCGCUGCGGCGGACUGCGCCAGUCGCCCAUCAACAUCGUCAGCGGCAAAGUUCACGUCAACACGGCGCUGCCCCCGCUGGAGUUCAUCGGUCACGGCGACCGCAUCAACAUCACCGUGGAGAACAAGGGACAUUCGGCUCACUUCCACCUGCCCCAGUCGGUGCGUCUGACCGGAGGCGCUCUGCCGGGUCACUACCGGGCCGCCCAGUUCCACUUCCACUGGGGGGCCAGCGGAAGGCCCGGAUCGGAACACACCGUCGAUGGAGAGAGAUUCCCCAUGGAGCUUCACGUGGUGCACAUCAAGGAGCCGUACGGAUCCCUGAGCGAGGCGGAACACGACAUGGCGGGAAUCGCCCUGCUGGCCUUUCUGUUUGAGGAAGCCGCCGAGGACCACCCGCACCUGGACGCCGUCAUAGCGGCUCUGGGACGAGUGCGGCACAACGGCUCCACGGCGCUCAUGUCCGACUUCAAGCUGAGCGACAUCGUCCCGCCGUCGGGGGAGCUGCGGGGCUACUACCGCUACGUGGGCUCCAUGACGACGCCGGGAUGCGAACAGGCGGUGGCGUGGACCGUCUUCCUCAAGACGCUGCCCGUCAGCGGUCGGCAGCUGGACGCCGUCGCGCAGCAGUGCCGCUUCUGGACGGGCCAGCCCAUGACGGACAUCUUCAGGCCCACGCAGCCGCUGGACGGACGCGUGGUGUACCGCUCCAACUCGGCCGGCGCCGUCGCGCCCGCGCGCUCCGCCGCCUUCUGGCUCGGCCUCGCCGCGCUCAUCCGUUGAA